CGACCUUCUCUUUUACCCAGCAAACAAACAAGCCCCAAAUCCCCCACCAAAACAAUCACCACACCACUUGCGCAUGCUAGCUGCUCCUCCACACCACACCGCAUCGUCAUCGCACGAACCAGACGUAGUGCUCCUUAGACUAUUAAUUCAUAUAAAAAAAUCAAUAAAAGCAGACUGAAUUUGGAUCGAUCGGAGGUGCACCGCCCCAUGCAUUUAUGCGCGCUUUAAAGCUGUCGCUGUUUGUUGUUUAAGCUCUAACCUACUCUGCUGCCCUCCUACUACUACUGCUCUCUGCAUCACUGACCACUGCCGUAAAUGGAUCUAAGCGCUUCUUUAUGUGAUCCUAUUUGAGCUCCGAUCGGGUCGUGCAUUUAGAUUCCGAGCCGGAUCUAACCGAAUCGGGGAGCUCAUUGUGUGUUAACAGGCUUCAUAGUGCGUGCAUUUUCGUUCAUCGAUGCUGUAUGAGUGAUUGAUAUGAAUGAUGAAUCCUCUCUGCUGCAUUGCUCCGGUUUCGAUUGAUCGCGACCGGGCGAAUCCAGGGGUGGUGAAAUCGUCCAGUCAGUGUCAGUUAGGGCUUGAGAGUUCGAUCAGGACAGUGAAUCGCACUCCGAAACCUAGCUUCUCGGCUCAGGUGUCCUCCGUUGGCACUGAUUAUGACAGAUUUUCGUUUGAUGCGAUUCGAGAUGGAGAAGAUGCGGUCGUUGAAGCGAGAGAUUCGAAGACUUACUGCGGGAAUGGCGGAGUUAGUGGAAGCGUGGCGGGGAUUAUGUAUAAGUGGGUGAACUACGGCAAAGGAUGGCGGCCGCGGUGGUUUGUACUCGAAGAUGGCGUACUCUCGUAUUAUAAGAUUCAUGGACCUGACAAGAUUCUCGUAAGUCCUACCAGAGACAAAGGAGUUAGGCGGUUGAUCGGAGAGGAUUCCGUAAGGUACAUGAGAAAGGCGAGUUGGAAUAGUAAUCGACUCAGUAAUGGUGCAUCCGCAUCCGCGAGGCGAUGCAAGCCAUUCGGUGAGAUACAUUUGAAGGUUUCCUCCAUCCGUGAGAGCAAGUCAGAUGAUAAAAGGCUUACCGUAUUCACAGGAACAAAAACUCUUCAUUUGCGUUGUGUAUCAAGAGAGGACAGAGCUUCAUGGAUUGAGGCACUGAGGGCUGCCAAAGAUCUUUUUCCUCGAGGGUUGUCUAGCAGUGAUUUUUUACCUGCUGAAGAUGUUUUCAUUACAACUGAGAAGCUACGACUACGGUUAUUGCAGGAAGGCAUUGGUGAAGGAGUCAUCAAAGACUGUGAGAAUAUUAUGCUCUCAGAAGUGUCUGAGUUGCAAAACAAGUUAAAGGAUCUUCAUUGUAAACAUAUCAUGUUGUUUGAGAAAUUGAGGCAAUUGGAGACAGAGAAAGUAGAGCUAGAGACUACUGUAGUGGAUGAAACAAAGGAACACGAGUCAUGUUGUGGACAAGGAAAUAGAAGAUUCAGUGACUUCUAUUCCGUCAUGUCAGAAGGUAGUGCAAGUGACUCUUAUGGGGAUAAUGAAAGCCAAGAUGGAGCUGAUGUUGAAACAGAUGAAGAAGAUGGAACAUUUUUUGAUACAAAUGAUUUUUUGUCUUCAGAUGCUCUGAGAAGUGCUUCCUAUCGGAGUAGGGAAACCUUACAAAAUGCAUGCCUAAAUGAGCGAGAUUCAUUCUUUUCUGAUCAUUUGCAUGGGGUUGAGAAGGAGAUCAGGGCAAUUCAAUACCCGUAUGUUAAAAGAAGAGACAAUUUGCCUGAGCCAAAAGAGAGAGAGAAGCCUGUUGGCCUAUGGUCAAUUAUCAAAGACAAUAUUGGAAAAGACUUGUCUGGAGUUUGUCUUCCUGUUUAUUUUAAUGAACCGCUUUCUUCACUGCAAAAGUGCUUUGAGGAUUUGGAAUAUUCAUACUUGGUGGAUGUGGCAUUGGAAUGGGGAAAGGAGGGGAAUCACUUGAUGAGAAUUCUGAACAUUGCAGCCUUUGCUGUAUCUGGCUAUGCAUCCACAGAAGGCAGGCAGUGUAAACCAUUCAACCCUCUUCUGGGGGAAACCUAUGAAGCUGAUUAUCCAGACAAAGGACUUCGUUUCUUCUCUGAAAAGGUGAGCCACCAUCCGAUGAUUGUUGCUUGUCACUGUGAAGGCAGAGGCUGGAAGUUCUGGGCAGACUCGAAUCUCAAGGGUAAGUUUUGGGGUCGGUCUAUUCAGCUUGAUCCUGUUGGACUGCUUACGUUGCAGUUUGAGGAUGGUGAAACCUACCAAUGGAGCAAGGUCACCACUUCUAUAUACAAUAUUAUAAUUGGAAAAAUAUACUGUGACCACUAUGGUACCAUGCGUAUCAAUGGCAGUGGCAACUACUCCUGCAAGCUCAAAUUCAAGGAGCAGUCCAUCAUAGACCGAAAUCCUCAUCAGGUCCAUGGAUUUGUCCAAGAUAACAGAACUGGUGAGAAGGUAGCAAUGUUGUUGGGGAAGUGGGAUGAAGCAAUGUACUAUGUGCUGGGAGAUCCAACUACAAAACCAAAGGGCUAUGAUCCGAUGACGGAAGCUGUAUUGCUAUGGGAACGAGACAAAUCUGCUACUAAAACAAGAUACAAUCUCACCCCUUUUGCAAUAUCGCUAAAUGAAACCACUCCUGGCUUACUGGAGAAAUUGCCCCCAACUGACUCACGACUGAGGCCGGAUCAGAGACAUCUAGAGAAUGGAGAAUAUGAAUUGGCAAACGCGGAGAAGCUGCGUCUUGAAUAUUUACAGAGACAGGCAGGGAAGCUCCAAGAGAGGGGAUGGCAGCCAAGAUGGUUUCGGAAGGACGAAGAUGGAUGUUAUCGUUAUACAAAUGGAUACUGGGAAGCAAGAGAAAGGGGGAAUUGGGAUGAAAUUCAUGACAUAUUUGGUCAAAGUAGUGAUACUCUAUACCUAGUAGAAGAGCAAGCAUCCAAUAUGGUUUCAGAAGCACAAGAAUGAUGAUAUAUUCUCACAUUCGUGGAUACGGGUAGGCAUGGGAGAAAGAUGGAACUGUGAUGGAAAUCGUGGCAAAAUUGGCAAAUGUAGCGGUCCUCCAUGUGUAGUAGAAGAGUAAGUUGUGUUCUUGUUUUACUUGCUCUGACAUAUUUCUGUUCCCUUUACCUUUCAAUUUCAUAUUUCCUCUAUUUUCGUCCGCCUCAGACUAUACUUAAAUUGUGAACUCAAAUGAGAGUUUAGUGGCAGCUCUUGUUUGGUUACAUCUUCUUAAAGGUUUAAUACUGUAUUCCAACUUUGGGCACAUACAAUCUUUCCAGUUGUGUAACUUUUAGGAAGAUAAGAUGGGCUGGGGGUUUGAUCAUUUUGGCACCUGCUUUUUAGCAUGUCAAUUCUAUUUUCAUGAAAUAUUUUUUGGACAAGUUCACCAUUUGGUACGCUAAAAUAUGCUUCUCGUUAGUUUA
Messenger RNA from Tripterygium wilfordii, 3411 nucleotides. Its product is annotated as oxysterol-binding protein-related protein 1D. The transcript is spliced from 9 exons. Gene Ontology annotation, molecular function: sterol binding. The coding region runs from base 479 to 2953 and encodes 824 amino acids. Lineage: Eukaryota; Viridiplantae; Streptophyta; Magnoliopsida; Celastrales; Celastraceae. Gene Ontology annotation, cellular component: intracellular membrane-bounded organelle; membrane; cytosol. The record is from RefSeq and is a predicted model, not a curated record.